This is a messenger RNA of Hordeum vulgare subsp. vulgare (domesticated barley), 2804 nucleotides long. Its product is annotated as serine/arginine repetitive matrix protein 2-like. The record is from RefSeq and is a predicted model, not a curated record. Bases 113 to 2401 code for a protein of 762 amino acids. Lineage: Eukaryota; Viridiplantae; Streptophyta; Magnoliopsida; Poales; Poaceae. The transcript is spliced from 3 exons.
CCCCCAUCGUCUUCGAAUUGGGGAUCUCGCGUCCCAACCAAACCCGCUCCAAACCUAGGGUUCCGCCGACCCGCCGUCUCGCCGACCGCUCGCCGGCGCCGGCGCCGGCGCCAUGUACAACGGCAUCGGGCUGCAGACCGCGCGCGGGUCCGGCACGAAUGGGUACGUGCAGACCAACAAGUUCUUCAUCCGCCCCCGGACCGACGGGGCCGCCAAGGCGCCGCUCCACAACUACGACCACGACCCCGGCCGCGACAAGCCCGGCGGGUUGCGGCCGCCCAACAAGGAGAUCCUGGAGCACGACCGGCGGCGGCAGGUGGAGCUGCGGCUGGUCGAGCUGAGGGACACCCUCGAGGAGCAGGGCUACACCGAGGGCGAGAUCGAGGAGCGCGUCGAGGAGGCGCGAAAGGAGGCCGCUGCCGCUGCCGUGGCCGCGGAGGCGGGUGGUCGCGCAGGCGGCGGGGGCCCAGCACCCCGUCCUGGCGAAGGGUUCACGGGCACACAGAGCCACCAUGUCGCAGCACGGAAGGAGAAGCAGCUUGAGACGCUGAGGGCUGCUCUUGGGCUAGAAGCUGAGAUUGAACAGAAGAAAGCUGAAGUAGACAGUGAUCCAGAGUCUGGGGAGCUUGUACCUGGGAAGGAUUCUGAAGGGAUGGAUAUCGAUGUUCAGAAUGAUAGAAAGGCUAAAAAGCAUGCAAAGAAGGGAAAGAAGGAAAAAGGGAAUGAUAGGAACAGUCACAGCAGAAGUUCUAGGAAGAGUAAGCAUGGGUAUGAUUCAGAAGAUGAUUCUGAGUCUGACCAUGAUGAGAGAAAGGGAAAGAAAUACAUAAAGAGAUCCUUCUUAGAUAGAGUCCCUGAUUCUGAGAUUCUUCAUAAGAAUGCUAAACAGGGAAAAGGCGCACGCCAUGAUUCUGAGUCUGAUUCAGAUAGCGACCAUGGCAAGAAGAAGGCAAAACACACGAAAAACAAUCGUGAUGAGGGAAAGAACGGUCCUGUGAAGAGCUCUCGUCAUGACUCUAAAGAUGAGAAGCCCAGAAGAAGCAAGUACAAGGGUGAUUCGUACAGUGAGUCGGAGAGUGAUGUCUCUGAUUCAGAUUCAGGCAGCGACUUUGAUCGGAAACAGAAAAAAGGUGAACUCCUUGGUUCUAAAAAUGAUAAGCAGGCACCAAAAAGUAAAGAGAAGGAGGCCAGUCUUGGUAAGAAUGUUGAUAAGCGCAAGAGACAUGAUUCUGAUUCGAAUGGUUCUGCUCAUGAUAGGAAAAUACACCCUGAUGCAGCUAUUGUUAGGAAGGAUCAUUCCCGUGAUAAACCGAAGAUUGACCCAAGGAGUGAUGAAUAUAAAAACAAAAGGCCUUUGAAGACUUCUCGCCAUGACUCUGAAGAUGAGAAGCCACACAGCAAGGUCCUUCGGAAGGAAAAAUACACCGGUGAACCAGAGAUUGACUCAGAGAGGUAUACCAGUGAGAAGAACAAGCCUGCAAAAUCCUCUAUCCAUGUUCCUAAAGCUGAUAAGGAAGCACCAAAACAUAAAGAGAAGGAAGGGAAGACCAGUAGUAAAAAUGUUGAUAAGCGCACCAGGCAUGAUUCUGAUUCUGAUUCUGACUCAGAUUCGGAUGGAUGGCCAAGACGCCUUGACACAAAGGUAAAAAAGAUCGUGGAAGAGAAAAAAAGGGGGAUUAGCUCAAGUGAGAGUUCAUUUUACAGCAGCAGCAGCAGCAGUGAAUCAGAUGUGAGCAAUGAUAGCCGUGAGAACAGGAAAUCUGACAGAGGAUUAAAGAGUGGUAAUGAUCAGAAGUAUGCUAAAAGGGCUUCUUACAAGAAUGAGUUAGAGGAAAGGAAAAAGGGUCAAGAUGGGAGAAGAAAGGAUCUGGAGUAUCAAAAGCAUAAGGAGGAAGAGAGAAUCGAGCAGGAGAAACAGAAACAGAGGGAGGAAGAGAGGAAAGAGUUGGAGAAGCAAAAACGUCUGGAGGAAGAGAGGAAGGAGCUGGAGAAGCACAAGCAGAGGGCAAAGGAGGAAGAGACACUGAAAGAGAGGGAACAUGAGCGGAGGAAAGGUGAGCGUGGUGUGGAAAGGGACAGCAGAAGAAAGGUUGGAGAAGAUAGGUAUGACCCAAACGCAAACAGACUCAGCGAUGAUGAAAACAGGGACCGAAAGACGCAUGAAGAUUAUGGUCGACACAAAACUAGAGAUUCAGAUAGGUAUGACCCAAAUGCAAACAGACUUAGCGAUGAUGAAAACAGGGACCGGAAGACGCACGAAGAGUAUGGUCGACACAGAGCUAGAUACUCAGAUAGCCAUGAUUCAAAGAGGUCUAGAUAUGAUGACUCUUAUAACCACUCAAGGAGGGAUUAUGAAGAGCGCUAUUCUAGAGAUGAGCACAGAGACAGGAGGCGUCGUUGAAUGCUGAAGUUAUCUUAAAUUGCAUCUCAUUUCCAUGAAGCAAAGUGCAGCGCUGGUAUAGCUUGUUGAGCAAGGACAGUAACAUCGGGCUACAUUGAAGAAGGUUCAUUCGCCUAGCACCAGAUUUUGGCCAUGUUAGUUACUGCUAGCUGUCAUCCAGCAAUGCUGUAUUGUCGCAGCGGUGAAGUUUUGUUUGCUCAUGUUUGUAUGGACUUUGUCCUUUCUCUGCGGUGCCAGUCUUGAGUGUGUAAAAUGUGGAGCUUAUACUAUUAUGCCAGUGGCAUCAUGUUGCCUCAGCCACAAUGUGGGGAGAUGUAUCUAACUUCUUAUGCCUUUUGUUGUUCGAGAUGAACCUUGCUAAAACUUUGUCUAAGGCUUUUAGCUUGCCUUGAUGCUCAUUUUA